AUGGCUCGCGACGUGGAGGCGCUGGACCUGCCGGCGUGGAGCAGGGUCUCAGGUCCGUGCCAGGGGCCCCAGUGCAGAGAUGCAAUGGCUCAUCUUGAUUCUGAGGUGAAAGAAGAAUGUCUGAGAGAAGACCUGAGGUUUUACUUCAUGAACCCUUGUGAAAAGUUCCGAGCCAGACAACAGAUUCCAUGGAAAAUGGGUUUGCAGAUUUUGAAGAUAGUCAUGGUCACCACACAGCUUGUUCGUUUUGGUUUAAGUAACCAGCUGGUCGUUGCUUUCAAAGAAGAAAACACUGCUGCUUUUAAGCACCUGUUUUUGAAAGGAUAUUCUGGUUCAGAUGAAGAUGAUUACAGCUGCAGUGUGUAUACCCAAGAGGACACAUAUGACAGCAUCUUUUUUGCUAUUAAUCAGUUUCAUCGGCUAAGGAACUUAUCUCUGGGGACCCUUGGUUAUGGAGAAAGCGAAGACAACAGGAUCGCUUUAAAAGUCUGUAAGCAGCAUUACAAGAAAGGGACCAUGUUUCCUUCUAAUGAGACACUGAAUAUUGACAGCGACAUUGAAAUAGACUGCAUUCACCUAGACCUCGAGGCCCUCUCCAAGGACACUAAGGACUGGAAGAAUUCAUCGUUCUUCAGGCUGGAAUUUUAUCGGCUCUUGCAAGUUGACAUCUCCUUUCAACUCAAAGGCAUUGACCUGCAGACGAUUCAUUCCCGAGAGCUUCCAGACUGUUACGUCUUUCAGAAUAUGAUUGUCUUUGACAAUAAAGCUCACAGUGGCAAAAUCAAAAUCUAUUUUAACAGUGAUGCCAAAAUCGAGGAAUGUAAAGACUUGAAAAUCUCUGGAUCUAUUCAGAAAAACACUCAGUAUGUCCUGGUGUUUGAUGCAUUUGUCAUUGUGAUUUGCUUGGCAUCUCUUAUCCUGUGCACAAGAUCCAUUGUUCUUGCGCUGAGGUUACGAAAGAGAUUCGUAAAGUUCUUCCUGGAGAAGUACAAGCGACACGUGUGUAAUGCUGACCAGAGGGAGUUUAUCAACCAAUGGUAUAUCCUGGUAAUUAUCAGCGACCUCCUGACAAUAAGUGGAUCCGUGUUAAAAAUGGAAAUUAAAGCCAAGAAUCUCACAAACUACAAUCUGUGCAGCAUUUUGCUUGGAACGUCUACGCUCUUUGUCUGGGUUGGCGUCAUCCGAUACUUGGGUUACUUCCAAGCCUAUAAUGUGCUCAUUUUAACAAUGCAAGCCUCGUUGCCAAAAGUUCUUCGCUUCUGCGCGUGUGCUGGUAUGAUCUAUCUGGGUUACACCUUCUGCGGCUGGAUUGUCUUAGGACCAUAUCACAACAAGUUUGAAAAUCUGAACACGGUUGCUGAGUGUCUGUUUUCUCUGGUCAACGGUGAUGACAUGUAUGCGACCUUUGCUCACAUCCAGCAGAAGAGCCACUUGGUGUGGCUGUUCAGUCGCCUGUAUUUAUAUUCCUUCAUCAGCCUUUUCAUAUACAUGAUUCUCAGCCUUUUCAUUGCACUUAUUACAGACUCUUAUGACACCAUUAAGAAAUACCAACAGAAUGGGUUUCCUGCCACGGAUCUUCAGGAAUUCCUGAAGGAGUGUAGUAGCAAAGAGAAGUGUCAGGAAGAGUCACCAGCUUUCCUGUCCAGCAUCUGCUGUCUGAGGAGGAAUAGAAGUGAUGACCACUUGAUACUUAUUAACUAA
This is a messenger RNA of Rangifer tarandus platyrhynchus (Svalbard reindeer), 1701 nucleotides long. Lineage: Eukaryota; Metazoa; Chordata; Mammalia; Artiodactyla; Cervidae. The record is from the annotation of a GenBank genome assembly.